Molecule: messenger RNA, 4083 nt
Organism: Rotaria sordida
Lineage: Eukaryota; Metazoa; Rotifera; Eurotatoria; Philodinida; Philodinidae
Source: the annotation of a GenBank genome assembly
AUGAAUUCCGGUGAAUUACAAGCAAAAGAAGAAUUAGAAAAGAAUUUAGAAAAACAAAAGAAACAAAUUUCAGAAUUAAUCGACUAUAAAACAAUCAAUAGAGAUCUCUUUAUGAGAGAAUUACUUGCUAUUUACGACGAUAAGGACUUCUUAACGACUACAAAUUCUCACAAUGAGGAUCCAAAACUAAAUCUUAAUAAAGAUCUUUAUAUUAAUUCAUUUGUAGAAUAUAUGAUUAAAGGAAAUGAAAUUGAAAUUAUUGAUGGAGAUAAUAACACUUUUAAUUACGAAAUUGUCUCAAAAAUUUUUCAAAGACUUGAAAAAAAAUAUAGACAAGUAAAUGAAGAACCACCAUUUGUUGUUUCAGUAAUUGGACCACAAAGUACAGGUAAAUCUACUCUUUUAAACAUGUUAUUUGGUAGUAACUUUCAAACAAGUGCUGGUCGUUGUACAAAAGGUUUAUACGCAUCACUUUUUAAAACAAAAUAUCCGAAAACAAAAACACUACUUGUACUUGACACAGAAGGACUUUUAUCUAUUGAAAAAGCAAAUGAUGAAUAUGAUAAAAAGUUAACUUUAUUUUCUAUGGCAUGUUCACAGAUAAUGCUUAUCAAUUUAAAUGGAGAAAUUAAUUCAGCAAUGAAGAAAAUUCUCUCUAUUAGUCUGUUUGUUGCCAAUCAGUUAAGAGUAUUCAAGACUCGUCCAAUUAUUAUAUUUGUUUUACGAAAUAUGAUGGAUUUGAAUAUUAAUAAACAAAGAGAAAUGAUUGAUAAUGUUAAAAAAGAAUUACAAGAAGUUACUGAACUGACUAAACUUAAUUUAAGCCAAGUGCUAGAUUUCAAGGAAGAAAAAGCAUUUUUCUUAAUGUUUACGGCUUUUAAUAAAGACUUUGUAUACAAUAAAGGUGAAGAACUUUUUCAAAAAUCAACAACAAAUAUUAAAUUUGCCAAACUCAGUCAAGAACUAAGAGAGAAGAUUUUUGCUGAAGCAAAUAUAUCAGAACCAAAGUUCAAAAGUCUUUCUGAUUGGGUUAAACAAGCAUCAGAUGUUUGGGAAACAAUUGAUCUAUACAAUGAUAUGAUUAUGAUGGAAUCCGUUAAAGAAAUUAAUGAAAGGAAAGAACUUAGUGAUAUCAUUACAAAAAUCAUAGAAGUAUAUAUUGAACCCAAUGAAACAAAGACAAGUUUUCGUUCAAAACUUGAAGUAAUAUUAACGGAACAAGAAGAACUGAUGGACAAUCCAUCUUAUGUAUUUUCGAAUGUUGAACAACAGUUUGAUAAUGAGAUGGAAAUCUGUAAAGAAAAAGUUAUACAAAUUUUUGAUGAUCGAGUUAAAUCAAAAUCGUAUGCAGUAAAAUUAAUGAAUGAAUAUAAAGAUCGACUAUUAUCUGCUAUAACAACAACCAAAACACAAGCACUUCAGAAGUAUAAAGCAAUUGCUGAAAAAAGAAAAACGAAAAAUAAAACGCAAGCCGCUUUAACAGAAUUACAAAACCUAAGCGAAAUUAAAAUUCUUCAAUGGCAAAAACUUCAACAAGGUAUUGUUGAUGAGAAAAAGACAGAAGCCAAAAACGAUAUUAUAAAUGAUUUUAAAAAGUACAUGCAUAAUAUUAAAAAUGAUACAGAAAACGAAAUAAAUAAAAAUAAGAAAACUCGUGUUCAGUGGGGAGAUUUUGUAAUUCAACAAAUUAAAUCAGCAGUAGGCACAAUUCCUGUUGAAAAAAGAUUUUUUAGUAUAACACAACUCGAUCAAAAAUCGUCAGCAACAAGUGCAUCCAUCAAUAUAAUCAGACUCAUUAACAACAUGCAGGGUUCACAUCAACAGAACUUAUUACUGGAAAAAAUACCAGUACUUGUUCAAAGAAAACAGAAGUACUGGCAAAUGAGACGCAAUUUUAUUGUGGAGAAUAACUCGUGUUUAACUGAGAACGAGAUCUAUAUUGAAAAGUCUUCGAACUAUCUGACACAAAAAUGGAAGCAAGUCAAUUCAUGGGUUUCAAGUAUAUUUCAAAUACUUUAUACAGGAAAGAAAAGCAAGAAUCACAGCAGUUCAUUACAUCCACAGAGUCCAACUUCUGAAAAACAAACUCUCAACCUAACAUCUCCUUCACAAAGUUUACCUAUAAGAAAAAUACAAGAAGCUGGUAUUACUCCAGACGCAGUAGUUCUUGUUUGUUCUAUGUUUCACGAAAUGAAUGAAUAUCUUCAAGAGAGCAUUAAAAAUAAGAUAAUCGAAAGUGCUGAAUAUCAAAUAACAUCUUUAAAACAAAAUAUUUUACAAAUUGAAGCAAAAAUGCAUGAACUCAGCCAAAAAUUUAUGGAAGAGCAUGACUUAGAAUUUACAAAUACGUUUGGAAAUGAAUUAAUUGACUGGUUACAUGAAAUUAUCGUGGAUAAGAUGUUUACCGAUGAAGAAAAUACAUAUAAAAAAAUAAAAGAAGAUUUUGAAAAAGAUGUGGAUAGAAUAUUGGAAGAUCUUACAAAAAGACUUGAUGCUGCUUUUGGAGAUGCAGAAAAUGCUACGGACAUGGCCACGAAAGUGUUCAAUAACUUCAAAAACAUAAUAAUGUUUAAGAUAGAAAUUGACUAUAAACGUGAUUUAGAACAAGGCACAUAUCUUAAUGCAGAUAAAUUGGUUGAACUAUGUGAUAAAGUUUUUUAUGAAGCAAAUGGAAAAUUUGAUGAAGAUGGGAUCUAUGAAUAUACUACCAAGAUGGUUGAUUAUAUGGAAAAGGUGUACUUAAAAUAUUUUGAAGAGAAAGUAUGUGAUAUAGAAAUGGCAUAUAAUCAAAAGUAUUCAACAAUCCACAAUCAACAAUAUGAGAUCUUGAGAAGUAAACUAGAACAACUAGAAAGAAUUUUUAUGGAUUAUAAUUGGAAUGCAUUACAUGCAGAUAGUCAUAAUACAUACUUUACAAAAUUUUUUAAAGCUUAUCUUGAACAAAACAUCGAUGAGAAAUUAAUAAAUACCUAUUUAACACAAUCAUUAAAGUUGACCUACUGCCAUUCCAACACAGAAUUGCUGCAGCCAAGCAAAUUAUUCCAAAAUAUAUCCAUUUCAAUUUAUACAAUAACCAAUCCAAAAGUGUUCCUAACAUCUUUUAAAAAUACUAUACACUCCCUUUAUAAUGAAAACAAAAACAACGAGAUUACAUUCAAAUUAACUGACGAUAUGCUGAAAGAAAAAGACAAAAUCAAAGUUGGAAAUCAGCAAACAGCUUUAGGAUGUAUUGAACAAUGCCCAUAUUGUGGUUGUAAGUGUACAGACAUUACAGAGGGUCAUACGAAACAUCAUUCUGAUAAACACCGACUAAUGGCAUUUAAUGGAUCAUUUGAAAAGCUUGAUAAUGGUAAUAAAGGAUUUGUUUUUGAUUUAUGCAACAGUGACAAUACAAUAAGACAUAGUAGAUGGAAAGAAAACUCAUCAAGUCAACUUUCAAUUCGUGAUAGUAAGCUUAUUAGACAAAGAAUGAAGGACUAUUCAGUUGGUGAAGGAGAUGUGACAAUAACAUUAGUGUGGUGGGAUAGUAAUGAUUUAGAUUUACAUGUUACUUGUCCGUGUGGAACUGAACUGUAUUUUGGUAAUAAAAGAUGUUCUAGCUGUGCUGGAUACCUCGAUCUGGAUAUGAAUGUUUGCUAUCACGGAAAUUCAUGUUCCGCAAAGAAAUGUUCAGCCAGUGAGCCGACAGAAAAUGCCUAUUUCAAACCAGCCAAAAACGGUUUAUACAAAGUUUCUGUUAACUACUAUGAAGGACCAAAAGGCAACGGUCGUAAAUCUUCAGACUUUGAAGUUAGGAUUCAAACUCAUGCUAAUGAUAACGUUCAAACAAUUAAAGGAUGUGUCGAAGUUGAUACUGAAAGAAGUCAUGUUAAAGUUGGAGAUUAUGAACACGGUGGUAGUCUCAAUUUUCUUGAACAUGUGAAAAAACAUUUUGACUCUUGGAGUAAUAUUCGACCGAUUAACGAUCAUGCAUGGGAAACUGUAUUAAAGAAAGCAUGGUGGCAAAUAGCUCCAAAAAUGAGUCAGUUUUAUGGAUAUGAGAACAAGACUCCACCACAAUUUGCAGAGCUUCAAUAUCAAUAA